AUGUCUUUGUGCACUUGGAAAUAUCCUUUCUGCAAAUUGGGCUUUGUGAAUACCCAUAGAACCCUGUAUAGGACAAGGUUGAAUGUUGGUCUAGCUUUAAGUCCAUCCCCAGUGCUCUUACACACAGAUGGAAGUGGCAAGUUUCAAGAGUAUAAGAAGGGUUCUGGUUCAAAUACAGUUGGUAUAAUAGGAGGGUUAUCUGUUAAUUCUACUCUUAAUUUUUUGAGAAACCUUGUUAACUGGAGUUCAAGAGAUGGAGAAAGUUGUCCUCCUUUUGUUCUUUGCUCUGAUCCUGCGUUGAAUAAGGAGCUGUUAUUGAUUGAGAGACCUUCUUUUCCUUCUGUUAGCCGUAAAAAUGAAGGUACAGAAUUGGAUCCUACUCUGAUUGUGGAGAAUUUGAGGAAGGGAUGUUCUGUUCCUUUCCUUCACAUGGGUGAGUGUGUUGCCAGGGAACUCAAGGAAGCAAAGUUGAAGCCACUUGAAGCUGGGAGUCCUUUGCAGAUUGGAGUGCUUGCAACCUAUGCAACUUUGAAAGCAGGAUUCUAUCAAGAGAAACUGCGGAAUGAGGGUUUUGAGGUUGUUCUGCCAGAUAAAGCAACCAUGGAACACACUGUAAUCCCUGCUUUGGAAGCCUUAAACAGAAAGGACACAGAAGGGGCACAGAAUCUCUUGAGGAUUGCAGUCCAGGUUCUUCUAGUGAGGGCUGCUAACGCUGUAAUUCUUGCCUCCGAUGAUCUGCAGGAUCUUCUUCCCCCGGAUGAUCCUCUUCUUAAAAAAUGCAUUGACCCUAUGGAUGCAUUGGCCUGGUCAACCAUAAAAUGGGCUCAAUCUGCUAAAGAAGGUACAUAA
Messenger RNA from Prunus armeniaca (apricot), 849 nucleotides. The record is from the annotation of a GenBank genome assembly. NCBI's taxonomy places the organism in Eukaryota, Viridiplantae, Streptophyta, Magnoliopsida, Rosales, Rosaceae.